Messenger RNA from Anopheles merus, 2690 nucleotides. It is a transcript of the gene Ufl1, whose product is annotated as E3 UFM1-protein ligase 1 homolog. The transcript has 5 exons. Gene Ontology annotation, biological process: response to endoplasmic reticulum stress; protein K69-linked ufmylation; regulation of proteasomal ubiquitin-dependent protein catabolic process. Gene Ontology annotation, molecular function: UFM1 ligase activity. Bases 188 to 2542 code for a protein of 784 amino acids. Gene Ontology annotation, cellular component: endoplasmic reticulum membrane. Lineage: Eukaryota; Metazoa; Arthropoda; Insecta; Diptera; Culicidae. The record is from RefSeq and is a predicted model, not a curated record.
UCAUUGACAACAGAUCAACACACCUUUGACGUUCGUCUGUAUAUGUGGAACAAAUAUUUCUGCGGUUCUCUUUCCAUUCUGUUUUGGAUUACGUGUGGAAAAUCGAAUCUUUUGCAAGAAUAACUUUCCACUAAGCCAACCACAAGUGCGUUUUUCCUCGUGUGCUAGCUAUUUCCAAUCUUGAAACAUGGCUGAUUGGGAUGAAAUCAAACGCUUGGCUGCUGAUUUCCAGAAGGCACAGCUUUCCACAGGACUUCAAAGAUUAUCGGAGAGAAAUUGCAUCGAAAUUGUGAGAUUGUUGAUUGAAAAAGGGCUCAUCGACGUAAUCUACACGAACGAUGGCAAGGAGUACCUCACGCAAGAUCACCUCAAGCAGGAGGUGAAAGAUGAACUGUACGUGCGUGGCGGUCGGGUGAACUUAAUCGAGCUGGCCAGGGUGCUGAAUGUCGACUUCGGAAAGAUUGAGUACACAGCCAAGCGGCUGGUCGAGAAGGAUCCUAAUUUGCAUCUCCUGCUUGGCCAGCUCAUUGAGACGUCCUACUUGCAGCGAGUGGCAUCGGAAAUCAACCAGAAACUGGUGCAGUACGGUGAAAUCCACAUUGGACAGCUCACUACCACAUACGAUCUACCGACCGAUUUCAUUCUGAACAAAAUCGUGCUGGCCAAUCUGCAGAAGGUCAUCUUUGCCAAGCAGGAUCCAACGAAUGCGCACAUCUUUUUCACACAAUCGUACAUCGCACGGAACAAAGCGAAAAUCCGUGGAGCGUUGGCAGCGAUUACGAAACCCACUCCGAUUUCCGUCAUUCUGAAUUUGACGGAUGUGCCGGCACGCAUACUGUACAUGUCGCUGAAUGAAAUGUCUUCGCUCGGCACGGUUACGGUACAAUCGCCGGCCGGUCAGUACAUACCACACGUGUACCAGCGCAUGCAAGCGCAGUGGGUGAAAGAUUAUUUCAAGCAGAAUGGCCACAUCAUGUACGAGACCGUUACAAAGCUGGGUGUUUCGGACGUGCGUUCGUUUGUGCAGGCGCAGCUGCCAGAUGAGAAGCUGGUACAGUUGAAGAAUUGCAUUAUCGGUAAUCGGCUAAUCGAUCAGGUGAAAGACUCGAUGGAUAUGUGCGUAACGAGUAACUCGUACCUGGACAUUUCAACCAUACUGCCGUCGUCUUUAAGCGACGAUAACAUUGAAGAGAUCCUUACGCACAUCUUAACACCGACAAUACGCAAACAAACGUACGUCUUCGGGACGGUCGUUCUGACAGUGAACUUCAUGGACGAGUGCGUUAAAGGUUGUCUAGAGAUUGUGAACGAGCAUGCGAAGCGUGCGGUUGAAAGUGGUAGUUAUCAAAAGUACAUGGCAGAGAAGUCGAUGAAGCAUCAAGAGGUGGAUCACGGUGUAAUGGAUGAGGAAAAGGCUGACAAGCGAGAGGAGCGACGCAAGAAGGCAUCUACUGGGAAGGGUGGUGGCGGUGCCCAGGGUCGCGAGACGAAGACAAAAUCAACGAAAAAGCAUGCCCGAGGAACCCGGGGCAAUGUGUCGGAUUCGGACGACGGCGGAGAGAUACAGACGAAUGCGAGCAGCAAGAAGGGUGGAAAGGAGCCAUACAUUGAGCUUAUCACAGCCAAGGAGAUCGCCAAGGUGGUGGAAAAGACGCUCGAGCCUGAAGGACUGGAGAUGUUGGCAAAGGACGUGGCAAAUUACUACUUCCCAAUUUUAAGCAAACAGGCACUGGUCAAAGCGCACGAGCUGUACGAGCAAUCACUCCAGAAGAGCAAUCAAAACCGUCGUCAAACUCAUGCCAGCAUUCAGGAGAAGCUCAACACACUAUACAACGACAUUCGGCUGUACGAGAAGGGAUUGAAACUAUUCCCAGCCGACGUGCAGGGACAGCUGCUCAAGUAUCUGCUGAAAACGUUCGGCACGGAUGCAUGCAAUGAGCUGUGCCUGUAUGUGGCGUCCGAGUGUAAUCUAAACACCAACUUUAACGCACCACUCACUACUGAACAGCGGACCAAGAUUGCGAACGACAGUGGGCCAGAAUAUCGAUCCCACCUACAGACGCUCUGCAAAGCGCUGUCCGCCAGUGAAACGGUGGAAGAUUUUCUCGACAAAACGGAAAAGACGAUGCAGGCGUGCAGCAUGAUGCUGAAAAAGAUCGACAAGAAAAAGGAUAGAAACCUAAUUCUCUGCCACAAGCAUGGUCUGCUGGAGCAGCUGACCAACUGUACCGAUCCGGCCCUGGUACUUCAUCUUGCCGUACUGAUUAUCUUUACUAUCUCAACGCAAACCAUGCUGCACGCUUCCGGUCGGCACGUGUCCGCUAUUUUAAGCUUCCUGCAGACGGUGCUGAGCAAUGACGACUCAAAAGUAUUCAACAAAUACCAUGAUCUGGUACUGAAGUUACUAAGUACGGAAAGCUCCACCACGGAAGAAGCUAAGGCAAAUGCGGAAGAUAUUACAAAGCAGCUGGGUGAACUGACGCCUGUUGUGAAGAACAUUGCUGGCAACUUUAAGAAAGCUGGCGUAACUCCAGUAGAGUAAAGAAGGAGAGAGGUCGUUCGAUCGGUUGUUAGGUCCUUAGUGCAUUAAAUCGGGUGGGAUCUUACUUGUGUGCUGGAAGUAUGGUUAAUAUUCUUUAUUUUUUAAUUCGCGUCAAUAAAACCCGAGCUUGUUAAUUGUUUCUAAUCAA